UCUCUUAUCCCCUCGCAACAAGAGGUCCCUUCGCUGCGCGUUUCACCUCCUUCCGUCCCUCCCUCCUUCCCCCAUCUUUUCCAAACUCUACGCUCCAUAUUCAAUUCCUUGCCCCUCUCUCUCGUUUCCUUUCUGGUAAUUUGGGAACAUCGACUUGCGGAAUGAAACUCUUCGGCAUCGGUGUCCCCUUCUGGUCUCCAAUUUCAUCUUGAAGGCGAGAUCUCGGGAGGGAAUGGUGCAAGUGGACUCGCGAGAUCUCUGAAUCCGUCCAAGCCAGGGGCUGGCUGAGUUGCAGCGGGAUGGGUUGGGCUUCGCUUUGGUCCGAUGAGGAUCGGCAGAUGGCGGUGGCGGUGCUCGGCCGCCAGGGCUUCGAUUACCUCAACGCCCACCAGGAAUCCUCCUCCGAUGGACACCUAACCGCCGUCGGCGGCAGCGACGCUGACCUCCAGAACAACCUCCAGGACGUCGUCGAGGGCCAGACGUCCACCUGGGCCUACGCCAUAUUCUGGCAGAUCUCGCGGUCCGAGUCCGGGGACUUCGUCCUCGGCUGGGGCGACGGCUACUGCCGCGAUCUCGGGGACUGGGAGGAGGAAGGCGGCGGCGGCGCCCGGAGCCACCCGAUCGACGCCGCCCACCAGAAGAUGCGGAAGCGGGUGCUCGAGAGGCUCCACGCGCUCUCCGGCGGCUCUGACGACGAGAAUUACGCGCUGCGGCUUGACCGCAUCACCGACGUGGAGAUGUACUUCCUGGCGUCCAUGUACUUCUCGUUCCCUAAAGGGGAGAACCCCCCGGGGAUGGCUCUCGCUUCGGGGAAGCACAUAUGGAUAUCGGAGGUGGGGCUGACAUCACCGGCGUGUGGCAAUUACUGCGUCCGGGCGUUCCUUGCGAGGUCGGCUGGCUUUCUGACGAUCGUCUUCUUGCCGUUCGAUGCGGGCGUGCUCGAACUGGGUUCAGUGGAUCCCGUGCCGGAGAGCUUCGAGGCGGUGCAGAGGAUUAGGGCCAUCUUUGGUCGAGGCCUCGAUAAGAAGGCGGCGGCGGCAGCAGCAGUCGAUAAGAUAGGUGAGAACAAUGACCCCGUUUUGGCUUCGCGCUUCGGGGCCGGCGCCUACAUAGCGGAGUAUCCUAGGAUCUUUGGGAGCGAUUUGAAUCUUGGGCACGCUCAACUUAACGGUGGAGCAGCGUCCAUCGUGAAAGCGGAGAAGAAGCGGUUGGAGAUGAACGCGAAGCGUGGGGAUCACCACCAGAAGAAUCCGCCGGCGGAUGGUGGGACGACGCUUCAAUGGAACCAGAAUCACAUCGUAAAUGCUCACCAGAAGAAAUUUGCUAACGGUGCAGCAUACGUUGGACAUGCGAGAGGGGUCGUCGGGGAAAAUCCUCCUAGGCCGGCAAAUAGGUUCCGGCCUCAGGAGCAGCCGCCGCAGCGCCAGCAGCUGAAAUCGCUGCCGCCGUCUGGGCAAAUUGAUUUCAGCACAGAUGGGCCGAAUCCUGCUUCCGCUGGCGUCUUGGUUGGUCAUUUGGGUGGGUUGGAUUCGGAGCUCUCGGACUUGGAGGUCCCGUGCAAAGAAGAGAAACCGAGCAAGACGGAAGAGCGGAGGCCGCGAAAGAGGGGCCGAAAGCCGGCCAACGGCAGGGAGGAGCCGCUCAACCACGUGGAAGCCGAGCGCCAGAGGAGGGAGAAGCUCAACCAGAGGUUCUACGCCCUGAGGGCCGUGGUGCCCAACAUCUCGAAGAUGGACAAGGCCUCCCUGCUCGGCGAUGCCAUAUCCUACAUCACAGAGCUCCAGAAGAGGCUCAAGGAGAUGGAGGCGGAGAGGGAGAUGUGUGGUGACUCAUCAUCCUUGAUGGAUUGCAAGCCGAAAUCGCAUUACCCUGAGAUCGACGUCCAGGCAGCACAGGACGAGGUCAUCGUUCGUGUGAGCUGCUCAUCGGAGACGCACCCUAUCUCCAAGGUCAUCCAAGCUUUCCGGGAAUCGCAGGUGAACGUGGUGGACUCAACGGUCGCCGCAAGCAAUGACAGUGUGCUGCACACGUUCGUGGUGAAGUCGCCGGGCACGGAGCAGCUCACCAAGGAGAAGCUAAUCACCGCUCUGACUCAUGACGGCGCCCGCAUGCCCCCCUCUGAUCGAUAAGUAGCGUUGGCAAUCAACUCAUCUAAUGGUGGGUGGUUAUUUCAUCUUCUUCUCGACCCUUGCAAUUUAUCUGACUUCUCGAAUGUAUUGCCUGCUUGAUUACGUACGGUGUGGCCUUCUUAAUUCAAGAGAUAGAUAUCCAACAUUUUAGAUUGGGAAAA
Messenger RNA from Musa acuminata AAA Group (dessert banana), 2290 nucleotides. RefSeq names its product transcription factor MTB1-like. Lineage: Eukaryota; Viridiplantae; Streptophyta; Magnoliopsida; Zingiberales; Musaceae. Gene Ontology annotation, biological process: regulation of DNA-templated transcription. The record is from RefSeq and is a predicted model, not a curated record. Gene Ontology annotation, molecular function: protein dimerization activity; transcription cis-regulatory region binding; DNA-binding transcription factor activity. The transcript has a single exon. Gene Ontology annotation, cellular component: nucleus. Bases 300 to 2129 code for a protein of 609 amino acids.